This is a messenger RNA of Bolinopsis microptera, 1615 nucleotides long. RefSeq names its product ribitol 5-phosphate transferase FKRP-like. The transcript is spliced from 6 exons. NCBI's taxonomy places the organism in Eukaryota, Metazoa, Ctenophora, Tentaculata, Lobata, Bolinopsidae. The record is from RefSeq and is a predicted model, not a curated record. The coding region runs from base 8 to 742 and encodes 244 amino acids.
UGAAGCUAUGGACUUUCUUUAUCCCAAAGACAUAUCGACCAAAAACUUUACAACGAAGAAUAAGUUAUACUGGAAGAUUCUUACAGAUCGUAUAUGGAAAGUGCUUUUUAUGCUGGCCUUCUGUUUUGGAUUCUAUUGCUGGAUAAAUAUAAGAUGGAGUACUUGGUAUGGGACUCAAUUAGAACCUAGAUGUCAAGUUCCUGAAGAGGAGUUAGAAGAUAUGAGACUGAUUGGACGUCAAACAAAAGAUAUCCUUGAUAAGCAUAAUAUGACGUAUGCAUUAGGAUUUGGUUCAUUAUGGGGAGCUCUAAGACAUGGUGACAUUUUACCGUGGGAUAUUGAUAUUGAUCUUAUUGUUGUAUUGGAUAGAAAUUCUGACAUCAAAGGAACGAUUGAUUGGCUAAAGAAGGAGAUGGAAGCUCAGGGUAUGGAAGUGUAUUACCGAGAUUGGAUCGGUAUUAUCCAGGGUUAUUCUCCCGUCUACAAAUCACAGCUUGAUGUGACGUUUUGGUGUGACUACUACGGCACCGGGACAAUGUUCAGGUGUUCGGGGUGGGAACAGUUCAUCUUCUUUGUUAAUUACAGAUAUCAUUACAUCUUCCCAGCCAGACUUGUAAAGCCACCUCUUCCCACCCUUAAUUUUAUUAAUAGGUCGUGGCCAGUGCCGAGAAAUGGUAUAGAAAUACAGAAAAUACACUAUCCGAAUGAUUGGUGGAAGGUGGCUAAACCAAAGGGCUGUUAGGACCAAGUUUAUGUUGUAAAGUUGUAAUUUGUUGCUUACUCAUCAUCCCUGAACAUGCUUAAUAUGAUCCUGAUUCACGAGCUCCAUUCACCACCUUUAUCAUGCCUUAUCAGAUAGUAUCUUAAGUGAAUAUUACUUGCAUUAUUAGGAAUGAAGUACCUGUGGCGCUUUUAGGUUUUAGCCAAACGAAUAUCAUUGCAAUGGUUGCUUUUUACGUGUAAAUUUUAAAUUAUCAAUAUUUUAUCAUCUUCUUUUGUUUUUUCAUGUAUGGCUAUUGGCUGUGUAUAAUUUGAUUCUGUUCUAUUCUACGAACAAUUUAUUUUUGUAUCUUAAUAACUACUGUUAUGUUUUUAGAAGAAAAUGUUAAUUAUUUUAAUUAUUUUUGCAUGAAAGAUUUUGUUGUAUCUUAAUCAUUUUUUGUAUCUUAAUCAUUUUAAUUUUUUGAUUAUUUUAAUGCUUUUUAAUCUUUUGAUUCUUAUUUCUUAAUCUUUUAUUUUUCUAACUCUGAAGAAAGACUUUCAAAAAGCAGACAGAACCUUGAUAAUCUGAAUUUUAUGUCCUGAUAAUAUGACAUUCAUAUCUUUUUGUUCUUCUUAGAUUAAGUAUUGGAGCUUUUUAUCUUAUAAAUUUAUUCAUCUCAAUUAGGGGUCGUUCGCAUAUUACGUAAUCACUUUUUGAACAAUUUGUACCCCCCCUCCGUUAUCUAUUUUACACAUAGCUAUUGAUUACUAGCUUAAUCAUUUGGAAACCCCCUCCCCCCACGGCUGAUUACGUAAUAUGUGAACGACCCCUUGUGCUGCGCAGUUAAUCUCGAUAUAAUCAAUAAUAAUAAUAAAACAUAAUAAAUUGCAAACUGUAAACAAAUUGUUUUUG